Messenger RNA from Coffea arabica (coffee), 1613 nucleotides. Lineage: Eukaryota; Viridiplantae; Streptophyta; Magnoliopsida; Gentianales; Rubiaceae. The record is from RefSeq and is a predicted model, not a curated record.
AGUUCAACCGUCAAUUGCUUAACAUUGGCAAUUAACCCAGGUUGUAACUUUUGUUUUUAUUGCCUCGCUUUACUGCUGCUGCUGCUUGAAGUUCAGGUUCAAGUUCAAGAAGGCCAGCCUAAACAAACAGAAAAACAUCACUUUGGAAGAAUAAAAGGGCAUUUGGGUUCCUUGAAGGCUUGACCCCCAACUCUGCAGUCUGCCCGUUCUCUAUCCUUUAGAAAACCACUCAAGGACAUGUUCGAUUGUUUGCCAAGUACAUGCUGAACGUGCUAACUCAUCCUUAUCAUACCCUUUUCUCGUUAACUUCCAGAAUCUGCCUAGCUGUCCUCCAAAUUCUCAUUCCAGUAACAACUCACAGUUCAUUGGUCAAAUCAUGGAUUGAGGCUUAAGCGGCCGGAAUGUAGCAUGGCUUUCUCUUUUUUUGCCUUUUAUCUUUCAAAAAAGUUCAGAAGUUUUUUGCAUGGCAUUUCUUGGAGUAUCAAUCAUGUAUUUACGUGUAUGGCAGGUUUAUGUCUUUUCUGUAUAUGAUGAACUCCGCUAAAUAUUUCCCAUUCUCCCUAGGUGGAAAUUGCAACAUUGGAUCAACGUGAAAUGUUCUGCUUGAGCGAGAUUGAGCACACGUUGCGAUUGCCUCCCCAUCUCCUUAAUCUUCCUCUUGCCGAAGCAAUUAAGGGAGAACUCGAAGGUCUGUUUCUAGACAAGGUUAUUGCAAAAUUGGGGCUUUGUAUAUCUGUGUACGAUAUUAGGUCAAUUGAUGGCGGCUUUAUCUUUCCGGGAGAUGGCGCUUCAACUUAUACGGUGAGGUUCAGACUGCUAAUGUUUCGCCCCUUUCUAGGAGAGGUUAUUUCCGCAAGACUUAAAGAGUCUUCCUCCACCGGUUUACGCUUAUCACUUGGAUUUUUUGAUGACAUAUACAUACCUAGAGCUUUGUUACCAAGUCCCUCACAUGAUGAGCCUGAUCCAGAAGAUAAGAACCAGGUCAGGUGGAUAUGGGAGUUUAAUGAACAAAAUUACCCUAUCGAUGGCAUGGAUGAGAUUAGAUUCCGGGUUCACAGCAUUCAGUAUCCUUCACUACCACUGGAGCAAGAUGAUGGUUCAAAACCUUUCGCCCCUAUGCUGAUCACUGUAAGGAAGCCAUUCAACUUGGAUUUUUCUAUUACGGAUUUCAUGCUGGGAUCACUUGAUGCUGAUGGUUUGGGUCCCAUUGCAUGGUGGGUUUAACAUGCUCUGGGGUGGUGAUCUUUUAUUGUUAGAAGAAGUUAACACAGUCAGUUGAUUACUCAAGCAGCAAGCAUGACCCUUCUUAUAUCUCUACAUGAGGACAUUGAACAAGAGUGCUUUCGUAGACCUUUUUAAUCUCUUGUCAUGACAGUCCUUUACAGCUGUCUGUCCAGUUUUCCCUUGUAUUUGGGGUUUGUGUUAGGCUCGAGGGAAAGAUUACUUGCAUUCAUAAUUGGUUGCAAUUCGUUGAGGCAGGAAAAGCAAGAUAAUAUAUCGUUUACUACAGAAACUCUUAACCAGAAGUUCGUAUGUUAAUUGUAAACUAUGGGAUUAUAUUUCGCGUUGCUGUAAGUGGUUUGAUUUUGAUCACUAGUUCUGGUUCAUUUCAC